AUGACUACUCCAAACCUGUUCAAGCCAAUCAAAGUCGGUGCUAGCCAGCUGUCUAACCGGGUGGUGAUGGCUCCUCUUACUCGAACCAGAGCCGAGAAACACGUGCCUUCCGAUCUGGCCGUUGAGUACUACACCCAGCGAGCUUCCACAGCCGGAACACUCAUCAUUUCCGAGGCCACAUAUAUUCAUCCUUCCGCUGGAGGCCACAAGGGUCGAGAGGGUCUUGUUCCUGGUAUCUGGGGAGACGCCUCCAUCAUUGCAGGCUGGAAGAAGGUGAUUCAAGGCAUUCAUUCCAAGGGGUCCAAGAUUUACAUCCAAUUGUGGGAUAUUGGACGUGUAGCCAACUACGAUGUGCUUCAACAGACUGGCCAUGAUCUGGUGGGUCCUUCUGCAAUUGCUCAAGCUGGAGAUGAAGAUGGAGCCAAGCAUGUGCGAGCUCUGACUAUUCCUGAGAUCAAACAGAAAGUGCAGCUCUACGUAGACGCCGCUAAAAAUGCUCUUGAGGCUGGUGCUGACGGUGUGGAGAUCCAUUCGGCCAACGGGUACCUUCCUGAUCAGUUCAUCCACUGGAACUCCAACAACCGAACAGACGAGUAUGGAGGCUCUAUUGAGAACAGAUCUCGAUUCAGCCUGGAGAUUAUUGAUGCAGUGUCUGCUGCUAUCGGUGCCGACCGUGUCGGCGUGCGAUUUUCACCCUGGACCACCUUCCAGGACAUGGAGGUCAACGAGGAGAAGUCUCUGCCUCAGUUCAAAUAUCUGUUUGAGCAGCUGGAGAAACGUGCGAAGGAGAAUGAGAAGAACCGCCUCUCUUACAUUCACGUGAUUGAGCCUCGGGCUGACGGCAUCUCUGACGCCAUUCCCAAGCAAUGGCAAUCCAACGAUCCUUUCAGAAACAUCUGGACCGGAGACCUCAUUCGAGCAGGAGGAUACAACAGAGAAACGGCCAUCGAAACCGCUCAGGAGGAUGACAGAACGCUGAUUGGUUUUGGACGGUACUUUAUUGCAAACCCUGAUCUCGUCUACCGUCUUGAAAACGACCUCCCUCUGACCCACUGGGAUAGACCCUCUUUCUAUACCCCCGGUCCUCAUGGAUACACAGAUUACCCCUUCCAUAAAAAGGAGUAA
This is a messenger RNA of Yarrowia lipolytica CLIB122, 1125 nucleotides long. RefSeq lists its product as uncharacterized. The record is from RefSeq and is a predicted model, not a curated record. Gene Ontology annotation, molecular function: FMN binding; NADPH dehydrogenase activity. Lineage: Eukaryota; Fungi; Ascomycota; Dipodascomycetes; Dipodascales.